Molecule: messenger RNA, 759 nt
Organism: Humulus lupulus (European hop)
Lineage: Eukaryota; Viridiplantae; Streptophyta; Magnoliopsida; Rosales; Cannabaceae
Exons: 4
Coding region: 1-759 (252 amino acids)
Source: RefSeq, a predicted model, not a curated record
AUGAAACUUUUUACCCCAUUAAAUCUCCUCUAUGAUGAUGGGUAUGAGUAUGAGCCUUUUGUCAAUGACGAUCCAGUUGCUUAUUUUGGUGAUGAUAAUGAAAGAGUUGAGGGGUGCAGUAGUUCUGAUGAUAACUCCAAGGAUCGGUUGUCGAAGCUACCUGUGGUGCAAAUGUUAUGUGAAGUCGCGCUAGAUGCAAAUAACCAUCUAUAUCCAGUUGCAUUUGGUAUUGUGGAUAGCGAGAAUCAUGAUUCUUGGAAGUAUUUCAUGUCAAAGCUAAAGGAAGCGAUUGGGGAAGUUGAGGACAUGGCGUUUGUAUCUGACAGGAAAUCCAAGUUCCACGCUCACUUUAAAAAAAUCAAAUUAAAAGACCCAGCUAUUGCUCAAUACCUAGAAGGCAUGGGUUUUGAUAAGUUGUCCCGUGCUUACUUUCUUGGAAAUAGGUAUAAUAUAAUGACAAGCAAUUACACUGAAAGUUUCAACAAUAGGACCCGAGAUGCUAGGAUCUUUCCGAUAACUACAUUCGUCGAAUUUAUUCACUUCACACUGCAGUCUUGUUUCUGUGAUAGGAGAGAAACUAGCGAGAAGACAACUACAACUCUUGGACCGACCUAUGAGAAAAAUUUGGUGGAUAUGGCUGAGAAAGAUCGAUUCUUGAUCCCUUAUGCAAUAGGGAGGCAUGCGUUCCAUGUGUUAGAUGGUGAGCUGAAUGGUGAAGUCGACCUCCUAAAUAAGACAUGCACAUGUAGUGUGUUCUAG